Molecule: messenger RNA, 627 nt
Organism: Ambispora gerdemannii
Lineage: Eukaryota; Fungi; Glomeromycota; Glomeromycetes; Archaeosporales; Ambisporaceae
Source: the annotation of a GenBank genome assembly
AUGAAUUCAUUAUUUGAACAUCUAGAAAGAUUAAAAACCGCGUUAUUCCCUCAUGAUCUAUUAUAUAACAUGAUAGAAAAAACUUCACCAUAUACAGCUAUCUAUAGCUAUAAUAAAGAUUCGCACUUGAAAUUUUCUUCUUUUGAUGGCGAUGCUAAUAAUCUCGAUCAUAAUGAUGGUGAAUUUACAAAUUCAUUGAAAAACUUACAUAUAAUAACAACAGAUUAUUUAAGAGUGCCGAUAGAAGAAGCGUUCAAUUGGAAUGAGCUGGCAAUGUCGAUUCCAGACGUGAAAGGAGAAUGGUAUGUCGUGGCGUUUAGGUCUAUUCGUCGAGCCGAUGCAGAUGAUAUUGCAUUGUACGAAGCUGACUCUAGAGCUCAUGAAGAAGCGAAGCUAAACGGUGGAUUGUUAAAGUAUUGUUACAGUGGACUAAAUGAACGGCGUGAAUGUCUCGCAAUGUGUGUAUGGUUAAAUCGAGAUUACGCUCGCGCCGCAAACGGUAAACCACAUCAUAUUGCAGCAAUGAGUUUAGCAUCUAAAAUGUACGAUACUUAUGCUUUAGAACGAUAUCGAUUGUUGAAAUCAAAUGGUGAACUCUUUUUUAAAUUUGAAAAGAUAAUUUCUUGA